This is a messenger RNA of Penaeus vannamei (Pacific white shrimp), 966 nucleotides long. RefSeq lists its product as uncharacterized. The record is from RefSeq and is a predicted model, not a curated record. Lineage: Eukaryota; Metazoa; Arthropoda; Malacostraca; Decapoda; Penaeidae.
AUGAGUCGCACCCUAUAUAUUGUUGCUCGCUACGGUGCGUCCGCGAAAAACGACAUAUUUGCCAACCGGGGUAAUAACAGUUUAAUCUUAGAGGUGUGCGGGCAGCCAGCACGGCUAGACCUGAAGAAGAAACGAUUCAGGUGUGAUAAGGCCGUGGCGGUCAGGAGGCAGAAGAGGCAGAGGUGUGACUGGUCUGCUUCGAUGUUCGUGGGCUCUUUCUUUGCGCAAUCUCGCCUCGAUGUUGAGACCCUGCUGAUCUUCGUGAUCUUCUUCGUCCGGGAGAGGUUCACGUUCCGGCUCAUGCGGCACGAGCUGGGCCUGAGCGCAGCGACCUUCACCGACUGGUCGAGUUUCUGCCGGGAGGUGAUGGUUCACUGGGCUCUUGAUCGGCAGGGUAUGAUCGGCGGCCAAGGAAAGAUCGUCGAGAUAGACGAGAGCAAGUUCGGGCGCCGCAAGUACAACGUGGGCCGAGUGAUUGACGGGCAGUGGGUCUUCGGCGGUAUCUGCAGGGAGACGCGCGAUCUCUUCCUCGUCCCGGUGGAGGAUCGGACCAGCGACACUCUCCUUGCAGUUAUUAAGGAACGGAUCGCCCCGGGGUCGAUCAUCAUCUCCGAUUGCUGGAAGGCCUACAACUGCCUCUCUGACGAGGGGUUCGAGCACCUGACCGUCAACCACUCGUACCACUUUGUAGAUCCGGACACGCAAGCUCAUACGAACACGAUCGAGCGGCAGUGGAGGGAGGCCAAGAGGAAGGUACCGCUCUGUGGCCGCAGGAAGAAGCACUUCGCAGGGUACCUGGCUCGGUGCAUGUUCCUCAUGCACUACCAGGACCUGAAUGUGAGGUUGCAUCACUUCCUGUGUGCUGCAGCGUCGCUGUCCUUGACCAGCCCACCUGGUCAGGAACUGGCAGAUAUUUUCACGCUGAUCACCUUGCAACUGCAGUACCUGGGGAAGAUGAAUAGAUAA